CCCGCGCCCCUCCCCCGCGAGGCCCUCAGUGCCAGGCGGGAGGCGACAGCGGUUGGAAGCUUCGCAGGGCUUUGCAGCGGGGACUUCGGCGGCGGCGGCGGCGCCUCAGGCACCUCGGCCCUGACACAAUGAGGCGAGUGGUACGGCAGAGCAAGUUUCGGCACGUAUUUGGACAAGCGGUGAAGAAUGACCAGUGUUAUGAUGACAUCCGGGUUUCUCGAGUGACCUGGGAUAGUUCCUUUUGCGCUGUCAAUCCCAGAUUUGUUGCCAUAAUCAUAGAAGCAAGUGGGGGAGGAGCAUUUCUUGUGCUUCCUUUGCACAAGACUGGUCGAAUUGACAAAUCCUACCCUACAGUAUGUGGUCACACAGGACCGGUGCUCGACAUAGACUGGUGCCCACAUAACGAUCAGGUCAUUGCCAGCGGUUCAGAGGACUGCACGGUUAUGGUAUGGCAGAUCCCAGAAAAUGGACUCACCCUUUCCCUGACGGAACCUGUGGUGAUUUUAGAAGGUCACUCAAAGAGAGUUGGCAUCGUGGCCUGGCACCCAACAGCCCGCAAUGUGCUUCUUAGUGCAGGCUGUGAUAAUGCCAUCAUCAUCUGGAACGUGGGGACGGGGGAAGCCCUGAUAAACUUGGACGACAUGCAUUCCGACAUGAUUUACAAUGUCAGCUGGAACAGGAAUGGCAGUCUGAUCUGCACGGCUUCCAAAGACAAGAAAGUGAGAGUAAUCGAUCCUAGGAAACAGGAGAUUGUUGCUGAGAAGGAGAAGGCACACGAAGGCGCACGCCCCAUGAGAGCCAUCUUCCUGGCUGACGGCAAUGUCUUCACCACUGGUUUCAGCCGCAUGAGCGAGCGGCAGCUGGCUCUCUGGAAUCCGAAAAAUAUGCAGGAACCAAUUGCUCUUCAUGAAAUGGACACCAGCAAUGGGGUAUUGCUGCCUUUCUAUGACCCCGACACCAGUAUCAUUUACUUAUGUGGAAAGGGCGACAGCAGUAUCCGCUAUUUUGAGAUCACAGAUGAAUCCCCGUAUGUCCACUACCUCAACACAUUCAGCAGCAAGGAGCCUCAGAGAGGGAUGGGUUACAUGCCCAAGCGGGGACUUGAUGUUAACAAAUGUGAGAUUGCCAGGUUCUUCAAACUUCAUGAGAGAAAGUGUGAGCCUAUUAUCAUGACAGUUCCCAGGAAGUCAGACCUUUUCCAAGAUGACCUGUAUCCUGACACAGCGGGGCCUGAAGCGGCACUCGAGGCAGAAGAGUGGUUUGAGGGGAAAAAUGCAGAUCCAAUCCUCAUCUCCUUGAAGCACGGCUACAUUCCAGGCAAAAACAGGGAUCUCAAGGUAGUCAAGAAGAACAUUCUGGAUAGCAAGCCUACUGCAAACAAGAAGUGCGACCUGAUUAACAUCCCCAAGAAAACCACAGACACGACCAGUGUGCAAAAUGAAGCCAAGUUGGAUGAGAUUUUAAAAGAGAUCAAAUCUAUAAAAGACACAAUCUGCAAUCAAGAUGAGCGCAUUUCCAAGUUAGAACAGCAGAUGGCGAAGAUUGCCGCCUGAAGGCCCACCCCCACCCCCAAAAUGGGAGCAAGGACUCGGCCGGCCGGUAGCUGGUUGUUGGUGUGGUCCCAGGGAGGGCAAGAGGGAGGCACUGCCAUUUGGAGACAUUUCAUUUCAGAUUUGUCAACCAGCGAUAGGCCACAUUCCAGUAAGAACUCAAUUCGUCUCCCAAAUUUGCAGACACAAAAUGUGAUUUAAAAGCUGAGCUUUUUAUCAGAAAGCUUUUUUUGAUGUUUUAAGUGUUAUAUGUGACUUGUUGAACUUUUAAAAGACAAAAGUGCUACUUUUAAAAUCCCAGCUAUUCUAAUUUUAGAAAACCAACCAAUUCUGAUUCAGUGUCGUGCCCAAGUACCUUUUUUUUUUUUUUUUACAAAUAGGGACCAAUGCCACAUUGCUUUUUAUAUUUCUUUUUUUUUUUUAAUGUUGCCAAAACCAAAAGUAGCUUUUUUUUUUUCUUUGUAUUUUGCUACUUUGCAGUAUUUGUGUGUGGUUUUUUUUUUUUCUUAAUUUGAAAGGGACAGCACUGUGUAUGUUUAUAAACUAAAUGAAGAUAAGAUAUUAUUUUGUAUAAACAUUCAUCUGAGAACAAUCAGAGCAGUAGCCACAUCGUGCUGGCUCAGUUGCAGCACAAACCUGGUCAUCUUAAUGUCUGUACGCUAGAAAGACUUGAAAAAUCACGUGGAUUCGUAUUACCACCCCUCUCGUUUUAUUGAGUCUUCUGAUCAAAGAAAGCUCAUAUCGUAUCAUUUCCUUCAUUUCCUUUCUCUUUCCUAGAAAUUGGGUGGCUGUACCAGAAUGGAAUUUUGCUUCUUGGUUAUCCUGUGCUCCAGAUGAUUAUAAUCUAACCUAAACUAGCAUGUGUUCCUGCAUUUUUGUUACACAAGUAGACUGUAUUGCAUUCAUCACUUUAAACGUCAUAUUUCAGGUUUCGGUCAAUACUUGACAAGGGUGCCAGGACAAGAAGACACACGUGCUGUGGCGCGUUCCUUCUUGCCCAUUGCAGCAGCUUGCCUAGCUCUUGAGUAUAGUGGGGGACUAAAAACUAGGGAACCUCGAAGGGAUUGUUGGCCCCAUAUGAUCCUCUGCUUCCCUGCAUGUCCCAUGCUGUCCCCCUGCUGUGCUGGAGGACUAAGUGGCUCUCCCUGCACCACCAGCGCUCCUGCCCCUCCCUGUUCCUCAUAUGCAGCCACCUGUCUCAGGGCUCCCCCAGCCAUUCCUGUCCUUCCUGCCCUUCAGCCCUAACUGCAUUUAGCUAAGACGAGGCUGGAGGAAAAGGGUCUAGAAGGAAGCAAGACCAGGCGCGCAGACCUCUGCUGUAGCUUUAAUGUGUGCAAACGUGUCCCUUUGCACCCUUCACACCAACUAACCCGCUCUACCCUCCAGCUCGCACUGAGGCUGUGUCAAAGCACAGAGGCGCCCCAGACUCAGGGGCCAGCGGCUGAGCUCUGAUCACCCGUUCCAUUCCAGGGUUAGCUAGAACUUCUCUCCACUUCCAUUUUCUCAUAUUGCAUGUCUGAGAAACAAGAUUGAAGGAGCCUCUGUUUUGGAAGGGCUUUAGUUUGUGAUUGAACAUGAAACGUAUAGUGCCAUUGGGAUCACGACGGGAACUCGUUUGCACAUGUUCGUGCUAGUGUGGGGACAGGACUGGCUGGAAGUGUCUGAAUACGGAACCAGGAUGGAGGCCGAGUGUGGACAGUGGGUUGGAAUACACAGCCGAGCUGGGGGUGAUGUCCGUGUAAAACAAGGUACCCUGUUCUUAACUGAUAUUGGGAUCACUGUCUUCAUAAUUUCAGGGCAUCUGAAUGUUCGGUGUGGUUUUGUGUGUGUGUGUAUGUGUGUAUUUUUAAUAUUGGAGUGGAUAAUGAGAUGUAAACAAAACAGUAAUUACAGUGACUUAUAUUCAAACCUGUACAUGUUGCUUUAUCAACGUAAUCUGCUGAGGACCUUCAUUUUUAAGAUUCAGAAGUGUUUUAAGGUUCUGAUGUCAAAUUAAGGAAACAGAAUUGUUGACGGUGGUGAAACACCAUCGGGAAUGUGGUUCACAGAGAAGAAAGAAGGUAAAGAAAAGUUAUCCUGAUCUUAGUGUGUAGCUCAUGACUUAUUUAAUGAACAGAUGCCCAGCCAGGCUCAGAGUCAGCACCUCAAGCGUUGUGGAUUAUUUUUCCUGUUUUUUUUUCUCUCUCUCUCUCUCUCUGUCUCUCUAUCUCUCUCUUUUUUAAAAAAGCCGUGCUAUCCCAGAGGAGAACCAGUGAAUUAUUCCUAGAUCGGCUCUUAUAGAGCGGCCAUAGUAUUCUGUCAAAACACUUGCUUCCAUUUUCAAAGAUAAAAGAUCAUUGAUUACAAAA
Hipposideros armiger (great roundleaf bat) is the source of this 3898-nucleotide messenger RNA. It is a transcript of the gene CORO1C, whose product is annotated as coronin 1C. The transcript has 11 exons. Gene Ontology annotation, molecular function: actin filament binding. The record is from RefSeq and is a predicted model, not a curated record. Gene Ontology annotation, biological process: neural crest cell migration; actin filament organization. Bases 129 to 1553 code for a protein of 474 amino acids. Lineage: Eukaryota; Metazoa; Chordata; Mammalia; Chiroptera; Hipposideridae.